Molecule: messenger RNA, 2808 nt
Organism: Penicillium manginii
Lineage: Eukaryota; Fungi; Ascomycota; Eurotiomycetes; Eurotiales; Aspergillaceae
Product: DUF2293 domain-containing protein
Exons: 6
Coding region: 1-2808 (935 amino acids)
Source: RefSeq, a predicted model, not a curated record
AUGGCCCGCGUUGUCAGGAGGGCCGCCUCGGCUUCGGUCCGGCGCGCCCCCAGCCGCGCUGUUCAGCGGAGAGCUCGAAAACAUAAAGUGAUCAUGGAGUCGGUCACCCAGGAGAAGAAGAAACUCCAGAGUGUUAUCAGCUUCGAAGCACGCGCUCCAACCGGUUACACUUUCAUCCCGGCUGGAAACCCCCAUCUCACUACAGCUUGCAAAGAAAGAUGCCGAAAAGAAGGAUCUCAGAUCUAUGCGGUCUCGACCACCCCGCAUACAACAACCCAUAAUCUAUCCCUCCAUGUUCACCGCAUAGGUUACCAUUUCCCGAGCACUGUGGUCGCAGCGGUCUGUUCGGAGUUGGGACUCUAUCUCACCAGCACCGGAAAGGCGGUGCCUUUCCAUACCAUGAGCUCGAAAGAGGCUCGCCCGACAGCUGAUGCCAACAAAGACCAAUUGACCAUCAACACGGAGGCAAGAGACGCGAUUACAGAUCUCUUCCCUAACAUUCCACAGAAUGAUUUACAUCAGAUCAUUAAAACUGCUUUUCAGAAGGGUCAGCGAAAGGUAGGCACAGCCUCCGAGCUGCCUCUAGCUCGUCGUGCACAACUUGCCGUGGUGGCCCAUAUCCGCCAUCUCUACACCGAUUACGACAAGCUUUUGAAGUCGGGCUCCUUUCACGAGGCGAGAUCGACCGUUGAACAGCCGACUCUGGCCAAGCUCGUCGCCUGGCGUGGCGAUGAUGAGAAUGGCCAAAAGGUCCUUGAAGAUGUCUUCCGAGAGGUCAUCGUGAUCUCGGAUGACGAUGAUGACAGUGAAAUCGAGGAGGAAGUCCUCACUUCAAGAGAUAACCGAGACCAAAGCGUGGAAAUUCUUUCCAGUCAUGCCAGAGCCCAUGACAUUCAAACACAACCCAUUAACUUUGUGAACACCUCAACCCUGGACCCCUUGCGCGAGAUGUCCGAGGAAGCACCGCCGGGGUUCCGAUUUGUGCAUACAGUACCCAAGAAGGCCGUCGAUCGCCGAGGAUUUAGUCGAUACCAGGCGUGGAACCGCGCAAUGACCAAGUACGGGACUAAUGGCACCGCACAUGGCACCGAACAGGCCCGCUUGAACAGUGUCACGGCCGAGCAGCAAAGCCCACGCCACGGAAAACGUCCCCUAGCCCCUCCUCGUGAACUCGCAGACUCUCCCAGGCGCCGUGAGCUUCCUCCUCCGCCGUUGGAAGGUUCCCCUAGAGUCAUUCCAGGUCACAGUCGGUUUGAAAAUACUGUCCACCGUACGGCUGCUGCUCCAGAACGACCAGCAGGAAAUGGCUAUGUAGGUAUCCAGGACAGACGCGGGCCUUUGGAGGGCCAACGAACUGUGUCCCAGCAACAUGGGACCAGUGGACGACCAGUACUAACUACACAGAAUUCAUCUGAUGUCCACCUCUUGGAUAGGAGUCCUCGCUCCGUUGGACAUGCUCUUUACCCUCCACCCCCAGGCAAGGCUCAUUUGAAUUUGACUUCCAAUGCUCGUCCCGAGCGGAUCCCCACCUCCAAUAACAACGCAAACUCGCCAGUUUUCGUUAACGCGCACAAAGAACUGCAUUCGAUUAGCCAGAAUCAGUUUGGCGCCCGGACUGAAGCUCCUAUCUCUCAUGCGACCAGACCAAAUGCUACCUCCCAGGACUACGUACUACCCUCAAUCGAAGCACCUUGGCCACAGGACAAGCGAAAGGCGGAUGUCCGACUGGAGAACAUGACGAAACGGAUGAGUCUUCGUUCCGUAACACCCAAACAGCCAGGAGAGCUGUCUCAGCCUGGCAGUCCAGAUGACCCAAACUCCAAGAGACGACGACUGGCUUAUCACGUACCCCCGCCCGUAUCCCAGGAAUCGCGCCCCGAUCCUUGGAACACAAGGCCCAUUGCUAUGCCGGUUUCUGUUUCCGACGGGUUGGCCGCAAGAGGCCAAUACCGCCGCGAUGAUCUCGGUCCCGAGUAUCGCGUAAUGGACGGGAAUUUCGUUCAUCGGGACUACCUCGUUCCCGCAGAUCCAUACCAAAGAGAGAGACAGGCUCAGGCCCAGGCCCCGCAGGAUGCCAGACCAGCAUUGGAUCGAACUCGUUUCGCCGAUAUGCACUCACAGUCCGGCCCUCCUGGAACCAAUGAUCGCAUUCUCAGAACCGGCCCCGUCGCUUCUUCCCGCCCUACUUACUAUGGUGAUCGUAGCCCUCACACCCGACCUGCAGUGAUUGAUCCUCGUGCCUGGAAAGAUGGUGAUAGUCCUCACUCUCGCCCUCAUGUUCCCGGUGCCCCCUUGAAUGUGAAGCUUUACGCUGACGGCUUUGUCCGCCACGUUGAUUUUCGCGAAGUUCGUCCGGUCGAGUAUUACGUUCAACGCCCAAGGGUGCAGCCGCAGCCGCGCGCCGGAGAUCCCAUUGGCCAAGGCCAAGGCCAGCCCUUCAGAGCUAGGAUUCCUGAGCACUUUAUUUCCAAGGAUCUUCCUCCGUCUCACUCCCUGCCGCAGCCUCUACCGGAGCAGCAGCACCUACUUCCAGCUUCCCGAGCUACUCACAGUUCUCACGACCAGACUCUUCCUCAUCCAGAGGCUAUGCCUAUGUCUGGAAAUCGCCAGCCCCGAGGACCACCUCCCGCAGGCGCUCGUGACAGACGUCCUGGGAGCGGGCCCGGCCCGAAGCGACGCGUCCACGACCCCCGCGCUUUCCAAAUGGCCGAACAAAGCCGGCCCAUCUACGUACAAAGAGUGGAAUCGCAGACACCCCAGCCCCAGUCCAUAUCCGAGGGCAGCAGACAUGUUGUCAUUGUCGAUUGA